AUGGAGAAGAAGUUAAGGGUAAAGAAGAAAGCAUGGAUGGGGAAGAAGUCGGGGAUGGAGAAGAAGUUCUGGAUGGAGAAGUUUGGAAUGGAGGAGAAGAAUCGAAGUAAAGGGAAGAAGUUAAGGAAGAAGAAGUUUAGGAAGGAGACGAAGUCAAGGAAGAAGAAGUUUUGGAUGGAGAAGAAGUUAAGGAUAAAGAAGAAAGUAUGGAUGGGGAAGAAGUUUGGGAUGGAGAAGAAGUUUGGAAUGGAGAAGAAUCUACUAAUUAAGGAAGCAGAAGAAGUUAAGGAGGAUGGAGAAGAAGUUAGGGAAGGAGAAAAGGUGAAGAAUGAAGAACAAGUUAGGGAAGGAGAAGAAGUUAAGGAUGGAGAACAAGUUAGGGAAGGAGAAGAAGUUAAGGAUGGAGAACAAGUUAGGGAAGGAGAAGAAGAAGUUAAGGAUGGAGAAGUAGUUUGGGAUGGGGAAGAAGUGAAGGAAGGAGAAGAAGUUAAGGAAGAAGAAGAAGAAGAAGUUUUGGAUGGAGAAGAAGUUAAGGGUAAAGAAGAAAGCAUGGAUGGGGAAGAAGUUUGGGAUGGAGGAAAAGUUUGGAAUGGAGGAGAAGAACCAAAGAUAAAGAAGAAAGUAUGGAUGGGGAAGAAGUUUGGGAUGGAGAAGAAGUUUGGAAUGGAGAAGAAUAUACUAAUUAAGGAAGCAGAAGAAGUUAAGGAGGAUGGAGAAGAAGUUAGGGAAGGAGAAGAAGAAGUUAAGGAUGGAGAAGUAGUUUGGGAUGGGGAAGAAGUGAAGGAAGGAGAAGAAGUUAAGGAAGAAGAAGAAGAAGAAGUUUUGGAUGGAGAAGAAGUUAAGGGUAAAGAAGAAAGCAUGGAUGGGGAAGAAGUUUGGGAUGGAGAAGAAGUUAAGGAUGGAGAAGAAGUUUGGGAUUGGGAUGGAGGAGAAGAACCGAAGUAUGGAGAAGAAGUUAAGUUAGGAAGGAGACGUAGUCAAGGAAGAAGAAGUUAA
Molecule: messenger RNA, 996 nt
Organism: Sphenostylis stenocarpa
Lineage: Eukaryota; Viridiplantae; Streptophyta; Magnoliopsida; Fabales; Fabaceae
Source: the annotation of a GenBank genome assembly